Messenger RNA from Pteronotus mesoamericanus, 2045 nucleotides. It is a transcript of the gene ALDH2, whose product is annotated as aldehyde dehydrogenase 2 family member. Gene Ontology annotation, molecular function: aldehyde dehydrogenase (NAD+) activity. The transcript has 13 exons. Lineage: Eukaryota; Metazoa; Chordata; Mammalia; Chiroptera; Mormoopidae. Bases 107 to 1672 code for a protein of 521 amino acids. The record is from RefSeq and is a predicted model, not a curated record.
CUCGGGAGGGGAGAGGUCACGGGCCUCCUGAGCCGGUGGGAUCCACCACCCUGCACGGGACAACGCGCAGAUCCCACGCUACCCCGCACACCCACUGCACAGCAGCAUGUUGCGCGCCACCGUGCUCGCCGCCGCCAGCCUCAGGCCCCGCCUGGGCCGCCGUUUCCUGUCCACUGCGGCCACCCAGACGGUGCCGGCCCCCAACCAGCAGCCCGAAGUCUUCUACAACCAGAUCUUCAUAAACAAUGAAUGGCACGACGCCGUCAGCAAGAAAACGUUCCCCACCAUCAAUCCCUCCACUGGAGAAGUCAUCUGUCAAGUAGCCGAAGGGGACAAGGAAGACGUGGACAGGGCAGUGAAGGCUGCCCGGGCCGCCUUCCAGCUGGGCUCGCCCUGGCGCCGCACUGACGCGUCUGAGAGGGGCCGGCUGCUGUACCGCCUGGCCGAUCUGAUUGAGCGGGACCGGACCUACCUGGCGGCCUUGGAGACCCUGGAUAACGGCAAGCCCUACAUCACCUCCUACCUGGUGGAUUUGGACAUGGUCCUCAAAUGUCUCCGGUAUUAUGCUGGCUGGGCCGAUAAGUACCAUGGGAAAACCAUUCCCAUUGAUGGGGACUUCUUCAGUUACACCUGCCAUGAACCUGUGGGUGUGUGUGGGCAGAUCAUCCCGUGGAACUUCCCGCUCUUGAUGCAAGCAUGGAAGCUGGGCCCAGCCUUGGCGACCGGAAAUGUGGUUGUGAUGAAGGUGGCUGAGCAGACUCCACUCACCGCCCUCUACGUGGCCAACUUGAUAAAGGAGGCUGGCUUUCCCCCUGGCGUGGUCAACAUCAUUCCUGGGUUUGGCCCCACGGCUGGGGCUGCCAUCGCCUCCCAUCCGGAUGUGGACAAAGUGGCCUUCACAGGCUCCACUGAGGUCGGCCACCAGAUCCAGGUUGCUGCGGGGAGCAGCAACCUCAAGAGAGUGACGCUGGAGCUGGGGGGCAAGAGCCCCAACAUCAUCAUGUCAGAUGCCGACAUGGACUGGGCCGUGGAGCAGGCCCACUUUGCCCUGUUCUUCAACCAGGGCCAGUGCUGCUGUGCAGGCUCCCGGAUCUUCGUGCAGGAGGACAUCUACGCCGAGUUUGUGGAGCGGAGCGUCGCCCGGGCCAAAUCUCGGGUGGUUGGGAACCCCUUUGACAGCCAGACUGAGCACGGGCCGCAGGUGGAUGAAACUCAGUUUAAGAGGAUCCUUGGCUACAUCAAGUCUGGGAAGGAGGAGGGGGCGAAGCUGCUGUGCGGCGGAGGGGUGGCUGCUGACCGUGGCUACUUCAUCCAGCCCACGGUGUUCGGAGACGUGCAGGAUCGCAUGACCAUCGCAAAGGAGGAGAUCUUCGGGCCAGUGAUGCAGAUCCUGAAGUUCAAGACCAUAGAGGAAGUCGUUGGGAGAGCUAACAAUUCCAAGUAUGGGCUGGCUGCAGCUGUCUUCACAAAGGACUUGGACAAGGCUAAUUAUCUGUCCCAGGCGCUCCAGGCUGGCACUGUGUGGGUCAACUGCUACAAUGUGUUCGGGGCCCAGGUGCCGUUUGGUGGCUACAAGAUGUCCGGGAACGGCCGGGAGCUGGGCGAGUACAGCCUGCAGUUGUACACCGAAGUGAAAACUGUCACGGUCAAAGUUCCUCAGAAGAACUCAUAAAGAACCACGCUGGCUAACAUUCAGCAAGAUCAACAACAAAACCAAGAAAAGUGGCCCUUUAAAAGUCUGGAAAGAAAUUCUCCCACAAAAUCUCUUGGAUCUAGAAAGUCCCAGAAUUUGAAUUCCUAUUGGGUGGGUGUGGGGCAAAGGGCAUAGGGAAAGCUUUUGAAACUGCAACAAUACUACCAGCUUCAGGGUGGUUUUUCAAAAGUAGCCUUAAAUGUCUCAUCCCAUCCAUCUGAUAUACUUUUGUAACUUACCUUUUUGAGGGAAGGAAAAGUCCUUGUUUACCACUAUAUUAGCAUUGAGGCUACAGUUAGCACCUUGUUUUGUAUUCUACACUAAAACUCAUUAAAAACAGUGCUACUCUUUA